AUGGAUUCAGACGAUGAAAUUGAAGAAUCAUCAAAAUGGAAAGGAAGACCUGGUACUAUAAUUCUUAUAAAUGCUCUAGAAGAUUCAAGUGUAACUGCCGUUGCACAAGAAGCCUCAUGCCGUUUAAUCAGACAAUAUUUGAGAUCGUCGAGCGCUCAUAUUAUCGGCGUUACCAUUUAUGGAACAGAACAAACCAAAUCUGCUUUUAAUACAAGUAAUGUUGUCGAUAUAUUUCCUAUGAAUGUGCCAACUUUGGAUGGUUAUAAAAAACUACGUGCCGCAAACAUAGAAUCGUAUGGGAAAGCAAAAGAAUUAAUACUUUCGGAAGUCUUAUGGCAUUGCAGCAAAAUAUUUAAAAAUUGUAAUAAGACUUUGUCAUCAAAGACUGUUAUUAUUUUAACUCAGCUAAAUAACUCUCCAAUAGAGACUGAUAGAGAAAGAACCCUGAAAAGAGUUAUUGAUUUAGCAGAGUCUUAUACAGAAAUAAAAUGUAUAAAUAUUUCAAUGAAUGAUUAUCCAAUCAAUCCAUUUUAUCAAAAGUUUUUGAUUGAAGCGAAUAAAUCAAAGGAUUAUAUUUUACCAAAAGCUAUUUGGGAUAGCAAAGCUAUAGAAACUUUAAUGUACAUACAUUCUCACCGCCAUUUAGCUGUUGCAAAAUUGUGUUUUGAAAUUGGUAAUGGUUUAUCUAUAGGUGUAGGGGUUUAUAGUCUUUUAAAAAGUUCCAGUCAAUCUCAUCAUAAGACAUCAAAACUAGAUAAAGAAACCAAUGAAGUUGUUGAAAGUGUAACAAAGACAACCAAAGUAACAAUAGGGUCUGGCAACUCAUUUCCUAAAGAUGACAAUGAUAUUAAGGAAGUCCCAUUACUAAAAUCAGAACUAUUAUUCUAUCAAGAGUAUGGAGGUGAGAGAAUAGAGUUUACUGAAAAAGAAAAGAAAGCAAUAGAAAAUCCAUUUGGACCCCCCAUGAUUAAGUUAUUGGGCUUCAAGCCAGCCACAAUAUUGUGUAAAGAAAAGUGGUUUUUGAAAUCAAGUUACUUUAUAUUCCCAAGUGAAAGUGUCAUUGAAGGUUCAACAAUUGCAUUUAAAGCUUUACAUAAGGCUUGUACCGAGAUGAAUACUGUAGCUAUAUGUAUAUUGUGUACAAGAGUCAAUGCAAGACCUACUAUUGUUGCUCUUGUCCCCUGCACUAACCCUUUAGACCUUGAUAUUGAAAUUGGAUUUGAUGUUAUUUUUAUACCAUUUAUAGAAAAUGUAAGAGACAUACCAGCUUUUGAUAACACCGAUCAAAACAUAGUAGUUGAAAAUGCACACAAAGUUUUAAUGAAGGACAUGUUGACAAGCUUACAAUUUGAUUACAAAGCUGAUAUGUUUGAAAACCCCAAAUUACAGUCUGAAUAUAGGGCAAUUGAAGCAAAAUCCUUACAAGAAGAAAAUAUGGAACCGUUUGUUGAUACAACAAAACCAAAUCUUGAAAAAUUCCAAGAUAUCAGGGAUGACUUAUUUGAGGAACUGUUUGGACCUUUCGGAGUAUUAUCAAUAAAAAGAUCAAAAAAUGAAAACGAGUCUAGUAUCAAUACCAAGAAAGUGAAAUCAGAAGAUAUUAAUGAGGAUGAAUUACAAGAAAAAAUAAGCAAUAAAACUGUUGAUAGCUACACAAUUACUCAAUUAAAAAAUAUAUUAAAGAAUAAAAGCACUUCCGAAGUACCAGCUAUGACUGGUUUAAAAAAAAAUGCACUUGUUAAUUUAGUCUAUAAGCACUGCAAGUGA
Molecule: messenger RNA, 1767 nt
Organism: Parnassius mnemosyne (clouded apollo)
Lineage: Eukaryota; Metazoa; Arthropoda; Insecta; Lepidoptera; Papilionidae
Source: the annotation of a GenBank genome assembly